GCGGGGCACGCCGGGAGCUGUAGUGCAGGCGGGGCGGCAGCGCGGCCGCCAUGGCGCUGGCCCCGGCGCUGGUAUUGCUGCUGGCGGCCGCCCGCCCCGCCGCCGCCGCCUGGGAUCUACGGGCGCUGCGCUGCGGCUUCUCGGCGGACUGCGAGUGCGGCUUCGAGCCCGACCCGCGCGGUUUGGAGUGUGACCUGGCCACGAACCUGGUGGGGCAGCCCCUGGUGAGGCAGCAGGUGAUGAAUGGAGUCAAAGAGUUCCUGGAGAACCGGAAUCCUGUGAAACCUCUUGUGAUGUCCUUCCACGGCUCAACAGGAACAGGCAAAACCUACGUGAGCUCCAUGCUCGUCCGCUACCUCUUCCAGGGUGGGCUCCAGAGCCCCUACGUUCACCAGUUCUCUCCGAUAGUGCACUUCCCCCAUGCCGAGCAGAUGGAGCAGUACAAGGAAAACCUGAAGCGCUGGAUCCAAGGGAACUUGACAAACUGUGGGCGUUCGGCCUUUCUCUUUGACGAGAUAGAGAAGAUGCAUCCGGGCCUGAUCGACGUGAUCAUCCCCUUCCUGGGACCCUCGUGGGUUGUGUACGGGUCCAACUACCGCAAAGCGAUCUUCAUCUUCAUCAGCAACACAGGAGGGGAGCAAAUCAACGAAAUGAUGCUGGAUCUCUGGCGUGCCCACAAGGACCGGGAGGAGAUCAGUCUGCAGGACCUGGAGCCAGCCAUCUCCAAAGCCGCGUUCGAAAACCCUCAGAGUGGAUUCUGGAAAUCUGGGAUCAUUAAUGAACACCUAAUUGAUUUCGUUGUGCCCUUCCUCCCACUGAAGCGCCACCACGUAAAGCAAUGCGUCAUCAGUGAACUUGUCCAGCAAGGCUUCGGAAUACGUCCAGAUGUUGUCCAGAAAGUGGCUGACAGCAUCCCUUACUUCCCAGAAGAGGAGGAAAUAUUCUCAUCAACAGGCUGCAAAACAGUGGCCUCUCGGAUCAGUCUUUUCCUCUAGCCACUGGCAAGAGCCUUGCUCAGAUGCAAAGGAGAUUUAUUCGGAGCUGGAAAGCGGCAGAGCCUAGGGCUGGCAGGAUGAGCAGUGGGAGCUGCAUGUUCCCUCCUGGCAACACAAGCGCUCUCCUGCUGAAUUCAUCUCUCCAGCCCCAAGGAGGCUGCUGUGAGAUGUGGCUGCGGGACCAAGUGCAAGUGAUGUGAUUGAAAGCACUUUACUGAUUUCCCUUUGGCCGGGUGAGGGUGGGUUCGGCCAGCCCAGCGCACCACCCCGGCCACCUGUGACAACAAGGGGACAAUGCCAAGAGGGGCUGCAGCAUCAGGGAGGCUCUCACCCUGUCAGUAGUGCCCAGCUGCAGCUCUUCCUCUCUGCUGGACUGAUAUCCAACACAUGGAGAAUUUGAGCCUAAAGAAGAACAUUUUUGUUUUCUACA
Messenger RNA from Cuculus canorus (common cuckoo), 1425 nucleotides. It is a transcript of the gene TOR2A, whose product is annotated as torsin family 2 member A. NCBI's taxonomy places the organism in Eukaryota, Metazoa, Chordata, Aves, Cuculiformes, Cuculidae. The transcript has 5 exons. The coding region runs from base 51 to 995 and encodes 314 amino acids. Gene Ontology annotation, molecular function: ATP hydrolysis activity; ATP binding. Gene Ontology annotation, cellular component: endoplasmic reticulum; endoplasmic reticulum lumen; nuclear envelope. The record is from RefSeq and is a predicted model, not a curated record.